AUGGGGUUGUUCAAUGUCACUCAGCCUGCUUCCUUCUUCCUGACUGGUAUCCCUGGUCUGGAGAGCUCUCACUUCUGGCUGGCAGGGCCCCUCUGUGUGAAGUAUGCUAUGGCCCUUGGGGGAAACACAGUGAUCCUGCAAGCUGUACGAGUGGAGACCAGACUCCACAAGCCCAUGUACUACUUCCUGUCCAUGUUGUCCUUCAGUGAUGUGGCCAUGUCCGUGGCCACACUGCCCACAGUACUCAGAACCUUCUGCCUCAAUGCCCGCAGCAUUGCUUUUGAUGCCUGCCUAAUCCAGAUGUUUCUCAUUCACUCCUUCUCCAUGAUGGAGUCAGGUAUUCUGCUGGCCAUGAGCUUUGACCGCUAUGUGGCUAUUUGUGAUCCCUUGCACUACGCCACUGUGCUCACCACUGAAGUCAUUGCUGGGAUGGGUUUAGCAGUGAUAGCUCGGAGUUUCAUCACCCUCUUCCCGCUUCCCUUCCUCAUCAAGAGGCUGCCUAUCUGCAGAUCUAAUGUUCUUUCCCACUCCUACUGCCUGCACCCAGACAUGAUGAAGCUUGCCUGUGCUGAUACCACUAUCAACAGCAUCUAUGGACUUUUUGUUCUUGUAUCUACCUUUGGCAUGGACCUGUUUUUUAUCUUCUUCUCCUAUAUGCUUAUUCUGCGUUCUGUCCUGACCAUUGCUUCCCGAGGGGAACGCCUCAAAGCUCUUAACACGUGUAUUUCACAUAUCCUGGCUGCUCUUGCAUUUUACAUGCCAAUGAUUGGGGUCUCCACAGUGCACCGCUUUGGAAAGCAUGCCCCACGCUACACACAUGUCCUCAUGUCCAAUGUCUACCUCUUUGUGCCUCCUGUGCUCAAUCCUCUCAUUUAUAGCGCCAAGACAAGGGAGAUCCGUCGAGCCAUUGUCCGCAUGUUUUGCUACAUCAGAAUGUGA
Cynocephalus volans (Philippine flying lemur) is the source of this 939-nucleotide messenger RNA. RefSeq names its product olfactory receptor 51I2. Gene Ontology annotation, molecular function: G protein-coupled receptor activity; olfactory receptor activity. Bases 1 to 939 code for a protein of 312 amino acids. Gene Ontology annotation, biological process: G protein-coupled receptor signaling pathway. The record is from RefSeq and is a predicted model, not a curated record. Gene Ontology annotation, cellular component: plasma membrane. The transcript has a single exon. Lineage: Eukaryota; Metazoa; Chordata; Mammalia; Dermoptera; Cynocephalidae.